This is a messenger RNA of Lagenorhynchus albirostris (white-beaked dolphin), 1225 nucleotides long. It is a transcript of the gene CALR3, whose product is annotated as calreticulin 3. The transcript is spliced from 9 exons. NCBI's taxonomy places the organism in Eukaryota, Metazoa, Chordata, Mammalia, Artiodactyla, Delphinidae. Gene Ontology annotation, biological process: protein folding. The record is from RefSeq and is a predicted model, not a curated record. Gene Ontology annotation, molecular function: calcium ion binding. The coding region runs from base 41 to 1225 and encodes 394 amino acids. Gene Ontology annotation, cellular component: endoplasmic reticulum membrane; endoplasmic reticulum.
CCGGCGCGCCGCGGAGACGCCUGGGCGCAAAGGGACGGUUAUGAGAGGAGGUGGCCGCGCCUUCUCCAUGGCCGACGCUCGUGUCCCGCUGUGGGCAGUCUGUGUGCUGCGGGUGGCGCUGGCCACAGUCUACUUCCAGGAGGACUUUCUAGAUGGAGAGCGCUGGAGGAACCGAUGGGUGCAGUCCACCAAUGACUCCCAAUUUGGGUAUUUUAGACUCUCGUCCGGGAAAUUUUAUGGUCAUAAAGAGAAAGACAAAGGUCUGCAGACCACUCAAAAUAGCCGAUUCUACGCCAUCUCUGCACGGUUCAAACCAUUUAGCAAUAAAGGGAAGACUCUGAUCAUUCAGUACACCGUGAAACAUGAACAGAAGAUGGACUGUGGAGGGGGCUACAUUAAGCUCUUCCCUGCAGACGUGGAUCAGAAGAACCUGAAUGGAAAAUCCCAGUACUAUAUUAUGUUUGGACCCGAUAUUUGUGGAUUUGAUGUCAAGAAAGUUCAUGUUAUUUUACAUUUCAAGAAUCAGUAUCACUCAAACAAGAAAUCAAUCAGGUGUAAGGUUGAUGGCUUCACACACCUCUACACUCUGAUUUUAAGACCAGACCUCACUUACGAAGUGAAAAUUGAUGGUCAGUCGAUUGAAUCCGGCAGCAUAGAGUAUGACUGGCAGCUCACAUCACUGAAGAAAAUGGAGAAGGCUUCAGCAGAGUCUAAGGACUGGGACCAGGCUACAGAGGGCAAAUCCCAGGACUGGGAGAAGCACCUUCUGGAUGCCAGGGCCAGCAAGCCGAGUGACUGGAACAGCGAACUGGAUGGGGACUGGCAGGCACCGAUGCUGCAGAAGCCUCCAUACCAAGAUGGCCUGAAACCAGAGGGCAUAGACAAAGAUGUUUGGCUCCAUCAGAAGAUGAAAAACACCAAUUAUUUGACGGAAUAUGACCUCUCAGAAUUUGAGAACAUUGGUGCCAUUGGACUGGAGCUUUGGCAGGUGAGAUCCGGAACCAUCUUCGAUAACUUCCUGAUCACAGAUGAUGAAGAGUACGCUGAGAAUUUUGGCAAGGCCACCUGGGGUGAAACCAAGGGCCCAGAAAGGGAGAUGGAUGCCAUACAGGCCAAGGAAGAAGAGAAGAAGGCCCGAGAGGAAGAUGAGGAUGAGCAGAUGAUGGGCAGGUUUGGUGGGAGAGAAAAUAUCUUCAAAGGAUUCCACAAGAGGAAUGAACUUUAA